This is a messenger RNA of Acipenser ruthenus (sterlet), 4499 nucleotides long. Its product is annotated as exocyst complex component 3-like protein 4. The record is from RefSeq and is a predicted model, not a curated record. The transcript is spliced from 15 exons. The coding region runs from base 729 to 3284 and encodes 851 amino acids. Gene Ontology annotation, cellular component: exocyst. NCBI's taxonomy places the organism in Eukaryota, Metazoa, Chordata, Actinopteri, Acipenseriformes, Acipenseridae. Gene Ontology annotation, biological process: exocytosis; exocyst localization. Gene Ontology annotation, molecular function: SNARE binding.
ACCUUCCCAUUCGGACUGUGUGCCUAUAGGGGUCUAUGCAGGGGAAAAAAAAAAAAAAAAAAAAAACUUCACAAAGGUCUUCCAGUUGCCAAUUUGCGUGGCUGCUAUCUGGAGGAAAAAGAGCAGCAUUUUUAUUUAUCAAAUGUGAAAUGAAGCGACAGCCUUUAAACCUCGACCUUCCUUUGGUAUUAUGUUAACUUGCUGGUAAUGUUUUUUUUGUUUGUUUGUUCAUUUUAAUCUGUAAUCUGUAAAGAAUUAUUUAAUCAUUCGACAAACCGGCACGCCCCUGGGAUCCACAGAGUGACCAGGUCACCAAACUGAUGGCGUAUUUGUGGAUGCUUGUCAGAUGGCUACUUCAAGGUACUUAACCCAUUCCCUUGUAUUACAAAAACCUUAUUGCAGUGGCUGUGAAUGCAGGUUCUGUUGUAUGCAUUCUGCGGGCUCCGUUCCACUGUGAAGAUCAUGCGCUUAAGGAAAUUGACCCUGGUUAAUAAUUUCCAGACGGCAAUGUUGUUUGUACUCUAGAUAAUGUUUGCUCAUUAACUGUCAACUGCUUGCCUGUCAUUAUUGAACAGUACGAUUUUUAAUUAAAACCCUGAAAGAACAGACUGACCAUGCACGGGCUAUAUAUAGCACAUGCACAAUGGAUUUAAUGGGAAACGGCAUUAUUUUAAAGAAGACGGAGGAAAAAAGGAUCUGAGGAGUGAGUGUGUUUAUGUUGGAUCGCAAUGGACUCCCUGGCUGCCGGUGUGAAGGAGAAAGCCACGAUGUGCAGCACCAAUCCCUUUGAAGACGCAGAAACCCUGGAGCAAGUUUCAUUAGAGUCUAUGGAAAAUGGAGGAGAAAAUCUUGAUUCAGCGGAGAAGUCUGGUGUGAUUGGUAAAUUAGGAUCAGAAUUAACUUCAGUUCCAAGUGACAGUGAGGAGCCAACAAGCCCAGAUGGACAAAAAUCUAUCUUACAGAGAAGCAGCCUGGGCAGGCUGAGUUCAAGGCUAUGGUCAGGACUCAGGAAGGAUGGGGAGGGGAAACAAGAGCAGCGAAAAUCUGUCAGUGAAGAUCAGUCUGAUCGCUGGAGACUCUCAGGCUCAGAAUUAACUUCAGUUCCAAGUGACAGUGAGGAGCCCAAAAGCCCAGAUGGACCAAAAGCUCUCUUAAAGAGAAGCGGCCUGGGCAGACUGAGUUCAAGGCUACGGUCGGGACUCGGGAAGGAUGGGGAGGGGAAACAAGAGCAUCUAAAAUCUGUUGGUGAAGAUCAGUCUGCACACAGAAUACUCUCAGGACCUGAAUUAUCAGUCCCAGGUGACACUGAGGAGAACAAAAGUCCAGAUGGAUCUUUGUCUCCAUUGAAGAGAGGAGGCCUGGGCAGGCUGAGCUCAAAGAUACUGUCUGGGCUCAGAAAGGAUGGGGAUGGUAAACAAGGCCAGAUGAAAGCCGUUGCUGAAAUAAGAGCAGAGGAAGUUGAAACUCCACCUAAACAUAAAGAACCUGAGGAGCCCCUGUCAGUCAUGGAAAUCCAUGAUCUAAUUAACAAGGGGGUCCUAGAAGAAGCUCAUCUACAUCUACUGCUGCUGAAAAAGGAGCUGGAUGCAGAGACGUCAAAGACCGUGCAAGAAGGCGCUCAGUCAGAACUGUUAAGGAAGACGAAGGACAUGGAGCUGCUCUGUGGCGCGCUCAGGGAUAAGCUGAAAUCCAUCGUGAAAGACUCGCUGAACAACGCAGAAGAUCUUCUGACCGAUGCUGUCAAAAUAAUAGUAGAGGAGGACAAGAAAGAACAUGAUCCGUCCUAUUGUGAAGCCAGCUGUCUCAAAGGGCCCCAGGAAUGGAAAGAGCUGUGGAGAGAGGCUGUGCAAGAAGGCGUGCGGGAACGAAUUGCCAGCGUCCCCAUCGCAAAAAGAGAGGACAACCAGUCGUGGCUGGCUGUGCAUUUAGCGCUUCUCGGGAAGUCUAUCGUUGAUGAUUUGGGGAGUGUGAAGAUCAUGGUACAAAAAUGCUAUCCACAGGACUUUGGCGUGUGCGACACUUACGUGGCAAGCUCUCAUCAAGCCGUUUCUUCACACUUGCAAAAGAUCAUGCAGCAAAAGCUUGAAGUGAACGAAUGGUAUGCCCUUUUGAACUGGACAAUCAACUGCUAUGAAAGUGAUAAAAUAAUGGGGAACCUUGUUUUGAAACCAGAAGUAAACACUGAAAGUAUGGAUCCUUUAUUAGAUAAAGAUACAUUGGAAAACAUGAAGACAAAUUACAGCACUGGGCUGCAGGUGCAACUGAAACAGUGUUUGGAGAAUAUGUUAAACAUUGAAUCGGAAAAAAACUGGGAAACCGAAGAUGAGCCUGAGAUACUGAAUGGCUAUUACCACUCAGAAAUACAGAUCGAUAUAACCGAGAUGAUUCACAGGUAUGUUGCGACGUCACGAGAAAUCGGCACAGACUUGGAAGAGAGAGUUCUGUGCACCUGUUCAGAGGAGCUGAAACGUUUCUCACGACAAUUCCACAACACUUUCAUGGAAUGGAGAACUUCCUCCUCAAACUCUGCAUUACAAAAGAUGCACUCCAUUGCUUACAUUAACAGCUUCAGCAACAUCAAAACUGAAAUGGACAAAUACAAAGAGAAAUGCCCAGCACAGAUAGAGCAAUUGAACAACGAGCUGGACAAAGUGAUCCAGGAUUUUGGAGCAACGCUACUAGCUGAUUUUAUACAAGAGACAGAGCCGUAUUUUAAGAAAUUAAUGACAAAGAGGUGGCUUUCGUGUGAGGAUGAUUUUGAAAAGAUAACGGAGAUUAUUGAAAAUCAUUCCGAGCUUUACAAGAAAAUGAAGCAGCCGUGUUUUCAGAAGUGUGUGAAUGACAUCCACUACAAUGCUGUGAAGGGAUACAUCACACAGAUAAUGAAGAAGAAUUAUUCUUGCAAAAACAGAAAACACGAGCGAGCAGCAGCAAAGAUAAAGGUGGAGUCGGAGGCUCUCCGGAGUCACUUUGAUGACAUGGGUACCACUUCGAAAUGGCUUCACUCCGCAGCUCAGCAUCUCAGUGACAUCAUUGGAGUAAAGAACAAAAAGGACAUCAAGGAAACCAUCCAGCCUCUGUUUUCUGACUUCCCAGAUAUCAGCAAGGAGCAUGUUUCUGCCAUUCUGUAUUUCCGAGGGAUCACAAAAGGCCCUGAAAAGCAAGCAAUACUCCGACUUUUACAAGAACUGAAACGCUCACCUGACACGAAUGUGAACAGAAGCAGGUUACUUUUUGGUGCCAUCGUAGUCCCAAAAACUAACGCCUGUCUGCCUUUGACCUAAUGAUCGUCAUCAUCUUUCUGUCCAAAUGUUGUCUGGCUAUGUAACCAUAUAUUUUUUAUCUAAAACCUUAUGGACUCGUUGAUGAAACACAUGUCUCAUUUUAACCUUGCAUUUUUAUGACAUUUGCACUCAAUUGUUUCAUAUUGCAAUUGCUCAAAAGUGCUUUGCCUGGAGCUGAGGAGUUGCCCUUCUGUUCUGGUUGCCUGCUGGAACACAGGCUUGAGAUGUUCUGUUUACUGACUCACAGUAACAGAGUGGGAGCAGAGAUUCGUUUUUAGGAGUCUCUUCAGAAUUGUGGACAUUAGUUAGUAAAUGAUAAUGAACUUAGCAGAAACAGCACCAGAAAAUAGAGGAAAUUAAGGAAGAAAUUAUAUAUUCUAAACAUGUAGUAUAACAUAUACUUUUAGGCUGUAUUUUCUUUUCCUGAAAUGCUAAAUGUAUAUAAAGGGAAAGAAAGAACAGAUUGGAGUUUUGUACAGUAUUUCUACUAUACUAUACAUGGAAUGAAUGUUAGCAUUAGAAUCAUAAUCGGGGCAGACUAAAAUCUAUGCUCCAGACGGAAAGUGAUUUACAGAAACAGUCAGUGUGCCAGGAAAGAAAAAUCUAGGAAGAGAAUUCCAUUGGAUAAUUUUGGAAAGUCCUCAAAUGUUUUGCACAGCACUGCUGUAACCCUUGAAUCCAGAAGGAAUAUGCUUGAGUCAAAGGAAUCUUUUUUUUCUUUUUUAGGCUUUUAAUUGCAAAGUAUACAGCAUGAGAUAAACACUCCCUGGCAGAGAUCUGUAGUCAUAAACAAAGACAAAAAAACAAACAAACCUGUAACAGUGACAUCUCAGCUUUGUGAUGAAAAACCCAGUUACACCGACCCCCCCCCCCCCCAAAAAAAAAAUAUAUUUUCCAAGGAACGCCUCUUCAGACAUUAGUCUUUUUUUAUUCUGUGCUACCAUGUUAUUUCUGGAACAAAAAGCAGAUUAUCUUUGCAUAGUUCACUAUUAUUUUUGGACAUUUAGCUUUUUCUUUUUUGCUGUCAACCCUCUUUCCCACCCAUUGUUUAUAUUUUUUCUCCCCAGUUUUCCCCACAGCUAUCUUUACACCCAGCAGCUCGAGAGCGGAUAUCAGCUUGAGUAGCAAUAUAACUACUAUGGGUCAAAUUGCUGUAACCACAUAAUGUGCGGUAUUUCAUGCAAUUCAUUAAAUAAAACGAGCACUUCAAAAGCA